Molecule: messenger RNA, 1821 nt
Organism: Cataglyphis hispanica
Lineage: Eukaryota; Metazoa; Arthropoda; Insecta; Hymenoptera; Formicidae
Gene: Sgsh
Product: N-sulphoglucosamine sulphohydrolase
Exons: 10
Coding region: 26-1582 (518 amino acids)
Biological process (GO): heparan sulfate proteoglycan catabolic process; glycosaminoglycan catabolic process
Molecular function (GO): N-sulfoglucosamine sulfohydrolase activity
Source: RefSeq, a predicted model, not a curated record
UACACAUGUCAACAAGUGCUACGAAAUGUGGAAUAAUUGUUUAAAUAAAUCAUUGUGUCUUUUGUGCAUUAUCUCUUUGGCAUUACGUAAUACGCAUGGAGCUGUUAACGCAGCUCAAAAAAAUGUGCUCUUGUUGUUGGCUGAUGAUGCAGGAUUUGAAAUGCGAUCCUACUUGAAUAAAAUAUGUCAAACUCCUAAUUUGGAUAAAUUAGCAAAAGAGAGUCUAUUGUUCAAUAAUGCAUAUACAUCAGUCAGUAGCUGUUCACCAAGUCGCUCUGCAAUAUUAACUGGAUUACCAAGUCAUCAAAAUGGAAUGUACGGUCUUCAUCAUGGAAUUCAUCAUUUUAAUUCUUUUGAUGAUGUUCAAAGUUUGCCAAAAAUAUUGAAGAGAAACAAUAUACGAACAGGAAUUAUUGGCAAAAAGCAUGUAGGUCCAAGUGAUGUUUAUCCAUUUGAUUUUGCACAUACAGAAGAGAAUAAUUCUAUUCUUCAAGUAGGUCGUAAUAUUACUUAUAUAAAACUGUUAGUUCGUGAAUUUCUUGCAGUUCAGAAUAAAACACAACCUUUCUUUUUAUAUAUUGCCUUUCACGAUCCACAUCGUUGUGGCCAUACUCAUCCAGAGUAUGGCAAUUUUUGUGAGAAAUUUGGUAAUGGUGAUGUUGGAAUGGGUACAAUUCCUGAUUGGAAUCCAAUAUAUUAUCAAUGGGACCAAGUUAAAGUACCAUAUUAUGUUCAAAAUACCGAAGCUGCUAGAAGAGAUAUUGCUGCCCAGUAUACAACAAUAUCUCGUUUAGACAAAGGUGUCGGCCUCGUUCUUGAAGAAUUAAAAAAUGCAGGAUUCAAGGAUAACACAUUGAUAAUUUACACGUCCGAUAAUGGCAUACCUUUCCCAAAUGGUCGUACGAAUUUAUAUGAUCCAGGUAUAGCUGAACCGAUGAUAAUUUCAUCACCGAUUCACGGCCACAGAAAAAAUAGUGUGACAUACAGUAUGACUUCUUUACUGGAUAUAGUACCAACAAUAUUAGAUUGGUUCAAUGUAACUUACGUGGAUUACUUGUCAAACUCCAAUGAAGUAUCUACUCCACACCUUACUGGCAAGUCGCUUCUACCAUUACUUCUUGAAGAACCCAUAGAAAAUAAUACGGCGAUCUUUGCUAGCCAAACGCACCAUGAAGUCACCAUGUACUAUCCCAUGCGUACAAUUAGAACAAAACGCCACAAACUGAUACAUAAUAUUAACUACAGAAUGCCAUUUCCUAUUGAUCAGGACUUUUAUGUAUCUCCGACUUUCCAGGACAUUCUAAAUAGAACACAAAGUCAUCAAUUUCUGCCAUGGUAUAAAACAUUAAAGAAAUAUUAUCAGAGACCAGAAUGGGAAUUGUAUGAUUUAAAAUAUGAUCCAGAGGAAUUAAAUAAUAUAGCUUCAAAAUCGUCUGCAAAGAGUAUAUUCAUUGAACUUAAAGAAAGAUUGUAUAAUUGGCUGAAAAUAACAAAAGAUCCAUGGCUUUGUGCACCAAAUGGUGUUUUGGAAAAUGUUGGACAUAAUGCUCAAUGUAUGCCUUUGAACAAUUUCGAUUAUUGACAUUUGUUCCAAAUAUUUGUCAGUAAUUAUUAUAUGAACAUACAUUUCUUCUUUCUCCGUUUUUACAAUUCCUUUUUACAUUAUAUUUUAUGAAUAACAAUAAAUAUUCAAAGUAAAUUACAAAGAAAAAAAGAAACAUUUAAUAUAAUCCUAUAAUUUUUAACAUUAUUUAAAUAAUAAAUAAUAAUAAUGAAUGUUGUAAUUUAAUACAAUAAUAUAAUGUAAGUUUUGUUACAGUC